AUGACCGCCGCAACCAAAGACUCCAAGGGCCUCACCGUCUACAAGCCGCCCUUCACCAUCGACACAAUCAACGCUUUUCUGAGCAAGGUUCCCUUCUCCUCGCCCUUCCUGGCCAUCCUUCCUGGUCUCGCCGUCCUCUACCACAGGCGGACCAACCCUCACCUCGCAAGCUCCACCACGCUCGGCGAAGGCUUCACUCUGGUCAAAAAUCUUCUCUUCUCGCAGUACAAGUUUGUCGGUGUCAUCUGGAUCCUUGUCUUGAUCCGCACCAUCAACGGCAUUCUCGUCCGCUACAACCGCAAUCACCGGGAGUGGGCGCGCGACCCCAUCGACUAUAAGAACGAUGUGGUCGUCAUCACCGGUGGUUCCGCCGGUAUCGGCAAGGAGAUCGUCCAGCUGCUGAGCCACAAGAAGAAGGCGCACAUUGCUGUGCUCGACAUGGCACCGCCCACCUACAUUGCUGCUCCCGCUGGAGCACCCGAGAUCCUCUACUACAAGACCGACGUCAGCAACCUCGAGCAGGUCUCUGAGGUGGGCAAGAAGAUCCGCCAGGCGUUCGGCGGUAAGAAGGUGGGUGUGCUGAUCAAUUGUGCCGGUGUCGCCUCGGGCAAUACCAUCCUCGAUUGCGAUCUCGACUCGGUCGCGCGCCUGUGGCGCAUCAACACGUUUGCCAACUGGGUCACGGUCAAGGAGUUCUGCCCAGACAUGAUUGCGCGCAAUCACGGUCACGUCGUCACCGUCUCGUCGGCAGGUGCCUACUCGACGCUCCCUUCCAUGUCCGAGUAUGCUACCUCGAAAGCGGCUGCGCUCGCCUUCCACGAGUGUCUCGCCAUCGAGAUGCGCACCCGAUACAACGCGCCACGCGUCCGCACCUCGCUCGUCGCCCCCACAAAGGUCCGCACCGCCCUCGGAGACGGAAUGGAGGACCACGCAGACCCCUUCUUCACGCCCGUCCUCGAACCCAUCCAGGUCGCCGAACAGAUCGUCUGGAGUCUCGACUCGGGUCUCUCGCAGCACCUCAUGCUUCCCGGCUUCGCCGUCAUCCUCCCCUGGAUUCGUGCCGCCCCCGACUGGUUCAGGCGCGCUCUGGCCGUCAUCGACAACGGUGACAACACCGUCACCGAAAAGAGCAUGUCCCGCGCCAUGAAGAACGGAUACGGCAAGAACUGGGAGGGCGCCGACAAGGAGCUCUACGAACGAAGGACAAAGCUCAUGGCUAACCAGAAAGGUUCCAAGUGA
Messenger RNA from Kalmanozyma brasiliensis GHG001, 1239 nucleotides. Its product is annotated as Short-chain dehydrogenase/reductase SDR. Lineage: Eukaryota; Fungi; Basidiomycota; Ustilaginomycetes; Ustilaginales. The record is from RefSeq and is a predicted model, not a curated record. Bases 1 to 1239 code for a protein of 412 amino acids. Gene Ontology annotation, molecular function: oxidoreductase activity, acting on the CH-OH group of donors, NAD or NADP as acceptor. The transcript has a single exon.